AUGUCGCUACCUGGUCUGGAUCAGGAAGCUAGCGAACAAUCGAACACAAUUACUCUAAAACCUAACUCGGAAUGGAGAUACGAAGUUUCCAACGAUGAAACAAUCAAGGUCAAACUGAUCGACGGAUUUGCUGAAAUAUUUGGUACUGAAAUUUCCCAGAAUAUUGAGUAUACGUUUCGUGGACCUUUGAAAUCAUGUAUUUUCACGUAUAGAGGCUGUAAGUUACAAUUCUCCGGAGAUCCAUCAUCUGAAUACGUUAGUGAAGAAACCACAAUGCCAAUCUAUUUCAAUCUGCAUACAUUGUUAGAGGAACAGAGGAAAUACGUGACUGCGCAAAACCUGAGCAGAAAACCUAAUGAUAGACUCAAAGGUCCAAGGGUGCUCAUUAUUGGAAGCAAAGACUGUGGAAGAACUAGCCUGGCAAGGAUCUUAGUAUCUUAUGCUCAGAAAAUGGAUAGACAGCCUUUAUUGGUUUCUCUGAACCCACAAGAGAGUGCGUUUACACCUCCAGGCGUUUUAACGGGCACCCCUAUUAGUGAAAUGUUGAAUGUUGAGAAUAUCAACCUGGGCGAAACAAUCACAACAGGUGCCAGCUUCUACCACCAAAAACAGCCGAUCGUUAAGUAUUAUGGAUCGGAAUCCUUGGAAAAGAAUGAGCCCCUUUACAAAUAUGAAGUCUCUCGAUUGGGUGUCAGCUGUCUUAGUAGGUUAGAGGAAGAUCCAAUAGUUGGAAAUAGUGGACUUGUGGUGGAUACACCGCCAUUAAGCAUCAAAAACCUCAACAUUAUAGAAAACAUUAUCAGCGAUUUCGAAAUCAAUGUUCUUGUCGUCAUUGGUAACGAAAGAUUGUCUAUCGAUCUAAAGAAAAAGUUGACCAAGCUUAAUAAUCCACCUUCAGAUCCUUCCAAAAAAUUGAACUUGGUAAAGGUGGCAAAGUCUGGUGGUUGUGUUGAAAAGGAUGAUUCAUUCAUCCGCAGCAGACAACAGAGAGUGAUUAAAGAAUAUUUUUACGGAUUUGACAAGAUUGUGUUAUCUCCGUACACGAUUACUGUCGCCUAUAAUGAAGUGAUUCUAUUCCAAUCUACUAAUACGAACGAGUUUGACCAGUCGUUAAUCCCUUCAGCAGACUCGUUCAUUCCCGAUUCCAGUAAUGCUGACCGUAAGGGUCGUUCUACGAUGAAUUUCUUCUCGAGAUUUGAACCUUCUGAGAGUUCUCUACAACAUUGUAUACUAACAAUGGUAAAUCCUUCUCAGCUGGAUUUACAAAAAUAUUUGUACACCAAGGACGAUAGUGGAUUAAUGGAAGAUGUAGCUAAUAGCUCCGUUCUGGGAUUUGCCUACGUAAUCGGUGCCGAUGACUCCAAGGAGAGGUUGAGAAUACUAAUUCCUCAGCCUUCAAAACAGCUUCCAUCCAAAGUACUGAUCUUGACAGACUACAGGUACAAUGAAUAG
Molecule: messenger RNA, 1452 nt
Organism: Komagataella phaffii GS115
Lineage: Eukaryota; Fungi; Ascomycota; Pichiomycetes; Pichiales; Pichiaceae
Product: Subunit of cleavage factor I (CFI)
Exons: 2
Coding region: 1-1452 (483 amino acids)
Biological process (GO): tRNA splicing, via endonucleolytic cleavage and ligation
Cellular component (GO): mRNA cleavage factor complex; nucleus
Molecular function (GO): polynucleotide 5'-hydroxyl-kinase activity
Source: RefSeq, a predicted model, not a curated record